Molecule: messenger RNA, 3055 nt
Organism: Wasmannia auropunctata (little fire ant)
Lineage: Eukaryota; Metazoa; Arthropoda; Insecta; Hymenoptera; Formicidae
Gene: spel1
Product: DNA mismatch repair protein Msh2
Exons: 15
Coding region: 206-2974 (922 amino acids)
Biological process (GO): mismatch repair; mitotic recombination
Cellular component (GO): MutSalpha complex; nucleus
Molecular function (GO): mismatched DNA binding; ATP-dependent DNA damage sensor activity; ATP binding
Source: RefSeq, a predicted model, not a curated record
AUACUAGCGCACUCUAAAGAUACAGGGCUAGCGUAACCUGCGUAACAAGGAUAAAUUUAACCGCCAUUUGAGUUUGUUUUGCUGGCAGGCGACGGUGUGCAAAGCGAAAUUUUGUAAAUUUAGAAGCGUUUAAUAGUGAUUCUUUAACAGUAAUCUUUGCUGCAUCUCGUUUAGUGCUCGUGUUGCGUUAUAUUCUAUCACGGACAUGGCAGUGCAACCUAACCAACAGUUUAACAUGGAUCCUCCUACGCAGCAGAGCUUUGUCAGAUUUUUUAAAAAUCUCCCAGAGAAACUUGAUACCACGAUACGGUUCUUCAAUAGAUCAGACUAUUAUACAGUACACGGAAGCGAUGCUCUCUUUGCCGCACAGGAAAUAUUUAAAACAACGUCCGUUUGUAAAAAGAUUGGAGCUGAGCCGCAUAAAACAGAAGGAGUUAUUCUUAAUAAAAGUCAUUUCGAGACGUUUGUGCGCGAUUUGUUGUUAGUAAAGCAAUACAGAGUUGAAGUUUAUGUCAAUCAAGGCUCGUCUAAAAAUCAGAACUGGAUCUUGGAGUACAAAGGUUCGCCUGGCAAUCUAUCUCAUUUCGAAGAUAUCUUGUUCGGCAAUAAUGACAUAGCUGUUGGUGUAUCCGUAAUAGCUGUGAAACUGGGUACAGAAGGAAAGUCCAGAGUUGUCGGCUUAAGUUGUGUAGAUGUCGUUUCAACUCUAAUAUCAGUCACUGAAUUUCAAGAUAACGAAUCAUUUUCAAAUCUAGAAGCGGUCACUGUAACUCUUGCUCCAAAAGAAUGUUUAUUGAUUCAGGGUGAAGGCAGUUCUGAGUUUCAAACUCUCAAGCAAUUAAUGGAAAGAAAUAAUGUAAUGGUUACUUUACGAAAGAAAAAUGAAUUUGCUAGUGACUCGAUCAUAGACGACCUAAACACGUUGAUAAAAUUUAAAAGAGGACAAAAACAGAAUGCACAAUCUUUGCCUGAAGUCAACUUGAACUUAGCUAUGUCCGCAACGUCUGCUCUCAUUAAAUACUUAGAUCUAACAUCGGACGAAGGCCACAUGAACCAAUUUAAACUGAAUCAAAUCGAGCAGUCGCGAUACAUAAGAUUGGAUUCUGCGGCAAUAAAAGCUCUUAACAUCGAACCACAUACUGAUACAAUUUCGAACUUACAUGGAAACCCAGUCGCUAGUGUUUUAACAUUAUUAGAUAAAUGUAGAACCCCGCAUGGGCACCGAUUGAUCGCGCAAUGGGUUCGACAGCCACUUAAAGAUUUAUCUCUAAUAAAGGAACGGCAUGACGUCGUUGAACUAUUAGUGAAAAAUAACGAAUUAAGAUCCACUCUUAGUGAUGACUAUUUAAAACGUAUACCAGAUCUGCAACAGCUUGCUAAGAAACUAGCUAGAAAGAAGUCGACGUUGCAGGAUUGUUACAAGAUCUAUCUCUGUGUGUCAUACUUGCCAAAAUUAUUGGAACAGCUGUCAUCAGAAGGAAAUGUGACAGCGUUGAAAGUAAUGAUAAUGGAUCCAUUAAAGGAACUUAUAGAGGAUAUGGAUAAAUUUCAACAGCUUGUAGAACAGACGAUUGAUUUAGAUGCUGCUGAGAAGGGUGAUUUUAUGGUCAAUCCAGGAUUUGCAGAUGAUUUGAAAACAUUAAAAGACGCAAUGGAUGAAAUUGAGGAAACCAUACAGCAACAGCUGAAUAAGGCAGCAAAUGAUCUUUGCUUAGAAGCAGGAAAAACAAUAAAGUUAGAAUCUAAUCAACAGUUUGGCUAUUAUUUUCGUGUUACAUUAAAGGAAGAGAAAAUACUUAGGAACAAAAAGAAUUACACCACUUUGGAUUCUAAUAAAGCUGGCGUAAGAUUCCGAAAUAAUAAAUUAAACGAAUUGAAUGAUGAUUUCAUCGAUGCCAGAAAUAAAUACUUGGAAAGGCAGAAGGACGUCAUUACAGAAAUUGUAGGAAUUGCAGCUGGCUAUAGCGACAUAGUGCGUACUAUCGGUGGCGUGUUGGCAUGCCUCGAUGUUCUCACUGCAUUUGCUACUGCAGCAGUAAGCGCUAAUAAGGUGUAUGUGCGUCCUAAAAUGGUGCCGAGUGAAGAAGGUGAAUUAAAUCUCGUUCAAAUCAGACAUCCGUGUUUGGAAAUGCAACAAGGUGUUGACUAUAUUGCUAAUGACAUCAGUUUUAAGAGAGAUCAGUGUCAUUUUUGCAUUAUUACUGGUCCGAAUAUGGGAGGCAAAAGUACUUACAUUAGAUCAGUUGGUGUAGCUGCAUUAAUGGCUCAUAUUGGUAGUUUCGUUCCUUGUGAUAAAGCAACUAUAUCGUUACUGGAUUGCAUAUUGGCUCGAGUAGGAGCUGACGAUUCCCAGUUAAAAGGAUUGUCGACUUUUAUGAUGGAAAUGAUAGAAACCGCUGCUAUUUUAAAAACAGCAACAUGUAAUUCUCUUGUAAUUAUCGAUGAGUUAGGCAGAGGCACGUCUACUUACGAAGGUUGUGGUAUAGCGUGGUCAAUAGCAGAGCAUUUGGCGAGAGAUAUUAAAUCAUAUUGUCUAUUUGCUACACACUUCCACGAGAUCACCAAGUUAGCCGAAGAAAUACCCGCUGUGAAAAAUCAACACGUCACUGCUCUCGUCGAAGACAAUAAAUUGACGUUACUUUAUAAAGUAAUGCCAGGGAUUUGCGAUCAAAGUUUUGGUCUUCAUGUCGCUAAAAUGGCUAAUUUUCCGUCAGUUGUAAUAGACUUCGCCAAAAAGAAACAAGCAGAACUUGAAGAUUAUCAAGGCGUAGCUUUUGAAGGAUCUGAUAAUCCCGAGAAGAAACGGAAGAUUAUUCAGGAGGGUGAAAUUCUUAUUUCGCAAUUUCUCAAGAAAUGUAAAGCUGUGGAUCAGUCUUUACCCGUCGAUGACAUAGUAAGCCAAGUGUCGUCGUUCCAGGAGGAAAUUCUCUCUCACAAAAAUCCUUACGUUGAUGCAUUACUCGGAUGUUCCUAAAUAUCUUUACUACAAGUUAAUUUACACAAACGAAGAAGAGAUGUAGAUAUUUUUCAUUAAAUCGAUUUUGUGUAAUUGCGU